AUGGAGAAGCCAUCCCCCAGGAGAGGCCCGGGCCUCUGCUCCCUGCGCUACGGGCUGGCCGUGGUCAUGCACCUCUCCAACCUCAGCAUGAUCACUCAGCGGGUGGGCCUCAGCAUCGCCAUCAUCGCCAUGGUCAACGGCACACAGCAGCCCGCCCCGGCCAACGCCUCCGCGGACCGCCCUGCCGCCGGCCCCCUGCAGCCCCCCCUCGGGCCCCCCGGGGAACUCCACGCAGGGACCUCCGUGUACGCGUGGAGCCCCGAGACCCAGGGCAUCCUCUUCAGCUCCAUCAGCUACGGGAUUCUGCUGACCCUGAUCCCCAGCGGGUACCUGGCGGGGAUCCUGGGCGCCAAGCACAUGCUGGGGGCCGGGCUGCUGGCCUCCUCCCUGCUCAGCCUCUGCACGCCGCUGGCCGCUGACCUGGGCGUGAGCUUGGUGAUCGUGAUCCGCGUCGCCCAGGGCAUGGCCCAGGGGAUGGCGUGGACAGGCCAGUUCACCAUCUGGGCCAAGUGGGCGCCCCCACUGGAGCGCAGCAAGCUCACCAGCAUCGCGGGCUCCGGGGCCGCGCUGGGGUCCUCUCUCAUCCUCUGCGUCGGGGGGCUCAUCUCGCAGGCCUUGGGCUGGCCCUUCAUCUUCUACAUCUUCGGCGGCGUGGGCUGCGUGUGCUGUCUGCUCUGGUUCACCGUGAUUUACGACGACCCCAUGCAUCACCCGUGCAUCAGCCUCCGUGAGCAGGAGCACAUCGUGUCCUCGCUGGCUCAGCAGCCCACGUCCCCGCGGCGCUCCGUCCCGCUCAAGGCCAUGGCCCGCUGCCUGCCCCUGUGGGCCAUCUUCUCGGGGUUCUUCAGCCACUUCUGGCUGUGCACCGUCCUCGUCACCUACCUGCCCACCUACGUCAGCUCCGUGCUGCGCGUCAGCAUCAGGGAGAGCGGGGUCCUGUCCUCCCUGCCCUUCGUGGCUGCCUCCACGUGCACGGUCCUGGCGGGCCAGCUGGCGGACUUCCUUCUGUCCAGGAACCUCCUGAGGCUCGUCACGGUCCGGAAGCUCUUCUCGGCCCUGGGCCUCCUGCUCCCGUCGCUCUGCGCCCUGGCCCUGCCCUUCGUGGCUUCCAGUUACGUGACCACCGUGGCUCUGCUGAUCCUCAUUCCCGGGACCAGCAACCUGUGCGACGUGGGGUUCAUCAUCAACACCCUGGACGUGGCCCCCAGGUACGCCAGCUUCCUCAUGGGCAUCUCCCGGGGAUUCGGGCUGCUGGCGGGCAUCAUCUCCUCCACGGCCACCGGCUUCCUCAUCAGCCAGGACCCGGCGUCCGGAUGGCGGAACGUCUUCUUCCUGGCUGCCGCCGUUAACGUGCUGGGCCUGGCGUUCUACCUCACGUUCGGGCGGGCGGAGAUCCAGGACUGGGCCAAGGAGAGGGCCCUCACGCGCCUCUGA
Messenger RNA from Pipistrellus nathusii (Nathusius's pipistrelle), 1434 nucleotides. The record is from the annotation of a GenBank genome assembly. NCBI's taxonomy places the organism in Eukaryota, Metazoa, Chordata, Mammalia, Chiroptera, Vespertilionidae.